GGUAUUCAUCCUCAGCCAUCAUGCCUGCUGACGUUGCGAAACCCGCUCCCAAGAAGGGCUCCAAGAAAGCCGUUUCGAAGACCGCUGUUAAAGGCGGCAAGAAGCGCCGUAAGACCAGGAAGGAGAGCUAUGCCAUCUACGUGUACAAGGUGCUGAAGCAGGUCCACCCCGACACCGGUAUCUCCUCCAAGGCGAUGGGAAUCAUGAACUCCUUCGUCAACGACAUCUUUGAACGCAUCGCCGGUGAGGCCUCUCGUCUGGCUCACUACAACAAGCGCUCCACCAUCACCUCCAGGGAGAUCCAGACCGCCGUCCGCCUGCUGCUCCCCGGUGAGCUGGCCAAGCACGCCGUGUCUGAGGGCACCAAGGCUGUGACCAAGUACACCAGCUCCAAGUAGACUCCACCACCUGGUCUCAAACAAACGGUCCUUUUAAGGGCCACCCAA
This is a messenger RNA of Gadus morhua (Atlantic cod), 446 nucleotides long. Its product is annotated as histone H2B 1/2-like. Bases 21 to 398 code for a protein of 125 amino acids. The transcript has a single exon. Gene Ontology annotation, molecular function: structural constituent of chromatin; DNA binding; protein heterodimerization activity. Lineage: Eukaryota; Metazoa; Chordata; Actinopteri; Gadiformes; Gadidae. Gene Ontology annotation, cellular component: nucleosome. The record is from RefSeq and is a predicted model, not a curated record.